AAAUUCGAAACCUCUUCUCUCUUUCUUAUCUCUCCGGAAACAUCUCUUUCCAAGUAUCCGUUGUAACAGUUCGUGUAAACACAAAAAAUCGCCACUCAGAAUUAAGAAGCAGAGUCGAAAGAAAGAAUCGAAUCGAAGUUUCGAAGAAAACGAUGUCGUUUCGGGAGAAGAUGCCGACGAGUCCCAAAUCGCCUCUACGGAGGAGACGCGCGAGCUGGACCGGGUCAUGGCUCAACCACCCAACGACGUCGUUCAAGGAAGUCGUCUCCGCCGUGAUCCAGGCCCAGUCACCGAGAUCCACCUCUAAACCCCGAAACUCAGAUUUCAAUUUCGACUUCGAUUUCGAUUCCGAUUCCGAUUCCUUCAAGUUCGUCGUCGAUCGAACGCUCUCCUUACCCGACUCCCUCCUCCUCAGAAUCCUCCAGAAGCUCCCCGAUUUCCAGAACAACAACGACGUCUCCCUCGUCUGCAAACGGUGGCUGAAUCUCCAGGGACGCCGUCAACGCGCUCUCAAGCUCCUCGAUUGGGACUUCCUCUCGUCAGGGAAGCUCGCCUAUCGGUUCCCGAAGCUCACCGCCGUCGAUCUGACCAACGCGUGUAUGAAUCACCCAAACUCCGGCGUCCUCCUCUGCCACAGAUCGAUCUCGUUUCGCGUAUCUUCCGAUUCGUCGAAUUGGGAAGAGAAUCUGUUACCGAGCGAAGUGAUCGACGCAGGGCUUAGGGUUUUAGGAAGAGGAAGCUGCGAUUUGCUAAAACUCGCGGUGAUCAACGCUACUGAGUUAGGUUUACUCGGUUUAGCUGAGCACUGUUCCGAUCUGCAGGAGCUUGAGCUGCACAGGUGUAACGAUAAUAUCUUACGUGGCAUCGCUGCUUUCGAGAGUUUAAGAGUGUUGAGACUGGUGGGAAGCGUUGGAGGGUUGUAUACUUCGUCUGUUUCUGAUAUUGGUUUGACGAUAUUAGCGCAGGGGUGUAAGAAGCUGGUGAAGCUUGAGCUUAGCGGCUGUGAAGGUAGCUUUGAUGGGAUUAAAGCCAUUGGGCAGUGCUGUGAAGUGCUUGAGGAGCUUACGGUUUGUGACCAUAGGAUGGAUGAUGGCGGUUGGAUAUCUGGGCUUUCGUAUUUCGGGAGUUUGAAGAGGCUGAGAGUGUUGUCUUGCGGGAAGAUUGAUCCUUGUCCUGGGCCGGAGAAGAUGCUUAGGUCUUGUCCGGGUCUGGAGAGUUUGGAGAUCGAGAGGUCUUGUUUGAGUGAUAAAGAAGGGGUGAGAGCUUUGUUUAAGGUGUGUGAUGGAGUGAAGAAAGUUUGUAUUCGGGAUUGCAGGGGGUUGGAUGGUGAUUCUUUCAGCUUGGCUAAAGCUUUCAGGAAGGUGAGGUUGCUGUCGCUGGAAGGAUGCUCAGUACUAACAACAGGGGGUUUAGAGUCGGUCAUUUUGCACUGGGAAGAGCUCGAGAGCAUGAGAGUAGUGUCGUGUAAGAAUAUAAAAGACAGCGAGAUUUCACCGGCACUCUCGUCUUUGUUCUCCCUUCUCAAAGAACUGACGUGGAGACCAGACACAAGGUCUCAUCUCUCGUCCAAGCUCGAAGGUGCUGGAAUUGGAAAGAGAGGCGGCAAAUUCUUCAAGAAGAGAUGAUGUAUCUUAUUUGCCCACAAAAUUCUUUAGUUAUCUUCUUCCUGGGACGGUAUUACUCUGUUUGUAUAAUCUUUCUUUAGUAACAAAUAUGCAGUCAAUGUUGAAAACUCUUGUGUAUUGCAAUUGUUCUAUUAUGUAUAAUAAUUAUUAAAAAAAACUAUUCACGUCCA
Molecule: messenger RNA, 1795 nt
Organism: Raphanus sativus (radish)
Lineage: Eukaryota; Viridiplantae; Streptophyta; Magnoliopsida; Brassicales; Brassicaceae
Product: F-box protein At5g51380
Exons: 2
Coding region: 153-1625 (490 amino acids)
Biological process (GO): SCF-dependent proteasomal ubiquitin-dependent protein catabolic process
Cellular component (GO): SCF ubiquitin ligase complex
Molecular function (GO): protein binding
Source: RefSeq, a predicted model, not a curated record